AUGGCCAAGCAGUACGACGUGCUGUUCCGGCUGCUGCUGCUCGGGGACUCGGGCGUGGGCAAGACCUGCCUGCUCUGCCGCUUCACCGACAACGAGUUCCACCCCUCGCACAUCUCCACCAUCGGGGUCGACUUCAAGAUGAAGACCAUAGAAGUGGAUGGUAUCAAAGUGCGAAUACAGAUCUGGGACACGGCGGGCCAGGAGCGGUACCAGACGAUAACGAAGCAGUACUACAGACGAGCCCAGGGGAUAUUCUUGGUCUACGACAUCAGCAGCGAGCGCUCCUACCAACACAUCAUGAAAUGGGCCAGCGACGUGGACGAGUAUGCGCCAGAUGGGGUCCAGAAGAUCCUCAUCGGGAACAAAGCGGACGAGGAACAGAAGAGACAAGUGGGCAGGGAACAAGGCCUGCAGCUGGCUAAGGAGUAUGGGAUGGACUUCUACGAAACAAGUGCCUGCACCAACUUCAACAUUAAGGAGUCCUUCACCCGGCUGACGGAGCUGGUCCUGCAAGCUCACAAGAAGGAGCUGGACGGGCUGCGCUCGUAUGCGGCGGACGAACUGAACUUGGCCGAGCUGGAGGAGGAGGAGUGCAAACCCGAGGGGGCGGAGAACUCUCCCAAAGCCUGCUGGUGCUGA
Molecule: messenger RNA, 639 nt
Organism: Emys orbicularis (European pond turtle)
Lineage: Eukaryota; Metazoa; Chordata; Testudines; Emydidae
Gene: RAB15
Product: RAB15, member RAS oncogene family
Exons: 7
Coding region: 1-639 (212 amino acids)
Biological process (GO): Rab protein signal transduction
Molecular function (GO): GTP binding; GTPase activity
Source: RefSeq, a predicted model, not a curated record